AUGUUCUUAUAUGCGACGAUACUGCCAUAUCUCACCCUAGGAUUGUUAGGUAAUUGCAUGUUCCAUUAUCAUUCAUUUGACAGUUGCAUCCGUAAGUUAAAACGUCGCUGCGCGAUCUUUUACGGAUCGUGAUAUGUACCAUUUUCUUUCGCCGAAUGCAUUUCGAACUGUUACUAAAAUCUCAUGCGCUCUCACGACCAAUAUUAUAUGCUCUAUGUUUAUAAACGUGCUUCAUUAUCCUAUAUGUAUUCGAUUAAAUAAUGAGUAUUUCAAUUCAGAUUUUUAUUUUUUUUUUCGUUCUCUAUUACGAUCACUGACAGAAGGUUUUUGAUCAAAUGCAAUAACACGAAAUUAAUUUUUGAAGUAUGAAAUAUAAGUUGUUCAAAUAUAAUAUAAUAACAUAAAUCUUUGUUUGUUAUCGAAAAGAGAAAAGGAAGAAAAUCGAAUCUUUUUGUUAGCCAUUGUACAUUAAACAUACAAAUAGUCGUAAUUAAUAUUAUUUAUAUGGUUUUGCAACUGUCAAUUUUCUUAUUAUUAUAUAAAUCCUUUUCGAUGCUAAAUAUGUAAUUAAAAAAAUCUUUAAUUUUUAGGAGUUACAUUAGGACACGAUGUUAAAGGUUCGUCAGUUUGUGAAUUUUAUAAUGAAACGAUGUGUGCAGAAUCCCAGCAAGGAUGCUCGGGAAGAGAAGAAUGUGGGCAACAUGAUCCAGGAAAGAGAAAUCACUGUUAUGUACUGUGGCAGAUUGACAAUGUUACUAAGAAAUCUAUAAUUAAAUUAAAGGGAUGCUUUCUGGACAGCAAUGAUUGCUAUGACAAGCCACAUUGUAUUGAAAACAGUGCAGAAAGGAAAAAGGAAUUAUUUUUCUGUUGUUGCGAUGGUAAUAUGUGCAAUCAGAAUUUCACAUGGGAGCCUCACCCAACUUCUUCUUCUAAACCUGUUCAAACUUCUGUCUUUCAUGAACCAGAACCUGUUCCGAAUACAGAGCAACAAAUAAUAACACUUGUUUUGUCAAUAUCGAUACCUAUGCUCUUACUUGCUAUUAUAUUGCCAUUCUUAUAUUGGUGUUACCGACGUCGGAAGUCGGGAUAUUUCAACGAGGUUUGGAAGGCAUAUGUACCAACACUAGAACCUUUGCCAUUACCGCAACCUUCUCCUAAUUUGGGUUUGCGCCCGAUACAAUUGCUUGAAAUAAAAGCUCGUGGUCGUUUUGGAGCUGUAUGGAAAGCUCAGUUGAAAAAUGAGAUUGUUGCUGUUAAAGUAUUUCCAAUACAAGAUAAACAAUCCUGGCAAACUGAACAAGAAAUUUUCAAACUUGCUCACAUGGAUCAUGAAGAUAUCUUACGUUUCAUAGGCGUUGAAAAGAGGGGUGAUAAUUUACAAGCUGAAUUCUGGUUGAUCACUGCAUACCAUGAGAAAGGUUCAUUGUGUGAUUAUUUGAAGGCAAAUGUUGUUACAUGGCCUGAGAUGUGUAGAAUAGCAGAAUCUAUGGCAAGGGGCCUGAUGCACUUACAUGAAGAAAUUCCAGCCAAUAAAGCAGAUGGAUAUAAACCUGCUGUGGCUCAUAGAGAUUUUAAGUCAAAAAAUGUUUUGCUUAAAGCUGAUAUGAGUGCUUGUAUAGCAGAUUUUGGUUUAGCACUAAUAUUUCAUCCUGGGAAACCUUGUGGAGAUACUCAUGGACAGGUUGGAACAAGAAGAUAUAUGGCUCCAGAAGUUUUAGAAGGAGCAAUUAAUUUCACAAGAGAUUCAUUUUUACGAAUCGACAUGUACGCCUGUGGUUUGGUGCUCUGGGAAUUAGCUUCGCGAUGCACAGUGCAAGAUGGACCAAUUGGGGAAUAUAGAUUACCAUUUGAGGAUGAAGUAGGUCUUCAUCCCACUUUGGAAGAUAUGCAAGAAAGUGUUGUGCAUAAAAAAGAAAGGCCAAUCAUUUUAGAAACAUGGCGUAAACAUCCCGGACUACAAUCAAUAUGUGAUACAAUGGAAGAGUGCUGGGAUCAUGAUGCUGAAGCACGUCUUUCAGCUUCUUGUGUAAUGGAAAGAGUUGCUACAUUGAGUAGGACGCUUGUUUUAAAUUCAUCGACGUUAAUACGAGUUGAUAAUACCAACGAGACUAUUACCACUAAGGAGUCUAGUAUGUAGUUAAUCUACAUGUAUUAUAGCUUUAGUUAAAUUGCACAACCAUUUUCUGUACCAUAAUUUUAUGCAUACAUCAAUGAGGAAUGUUAAAAUAUUGCAUGCUAUUUUAUAAUGAUUGUUUUUCACUUUUUUUUUUUAUCUGUAAAAGCCUUAUAAUAUAAAUCAUGAUGUAAAUGAUAUAAAUUAUCGCGAAUAAAAUUGUUUCUGUUAAUGAAAUUGACAGUAAAAAGUAGAAAUAUUUUUACGAAGAUAAAUUAUUUUAAAAGCUGUAACAUUUAUUGUCAUGAUGUUAUUUAUCUCGUUGAUAUUUAUCUCUGAAUUAUUUGUAUAUAAAUCAUUUGUAUUAAAAUUAAAUUUUAUAAUUAAUAUAGUUUUUAUAAAAAUUUGGAAUAUUAAAUAAUAUGAAUAGAUCGACCAUUCAUAUUGAAUUAAUUCUUUACUUAUAUUGUCAUAUAGAUUUAAAAUCUAUAAUGAAAAACAGUUUUAUUCUUAAAUUUCACUUAUAAAUCUCAGUUAAAUGAAAACUGCAAUGCAAUUAAAGAUAUUUCUUUAUAAAUACAGUAUUAAUGACAAACAUAAAUAUUGAGAUUCUUAUUCUUCAUUUUUUCUAGAAAUAAGUUUCAGUUUAUUGUGUCAAAUAAAAUGCAUUUUACUAAUAUUCUGCAAUUUAUUUCAUAUAGAGCAAUUGUAUUCCUCAUUGAUGUUAUUGAUCACGCAGUAAUUGAUCAGAGAUAACAAAAUGAGUUAAAUACUCGCCAAGUGGAUAUUCAAUGAAUAAUUUUUAUCUGUAAAGUCUUAUCAUAUGUGAAUUGUUACAAAGAUAACUCAAUUUUAUACAAAGUACCUGGUAGAAACAGUCAAGUUAACUGACUGAGCCAUGAGGAAUUUAUUAGGACUUUUGCACGAAAUAAAUGAACUUCUUUGAUUAUUUUGCAUUUUAAAACGUGUAAUAUCUAAGGUGACUGAUUUAUUUCGCAAAAUAAGAUUUUUUCCAUGACCUCUUUUUAAUUUUAAACAUUAUAUAAUAUGAAAAGUGAAGAUGAAUAUAUUGAAAAUACAUUGCAUAAAUAUAUAUAAUAAUAUUUAUUUUAAUCUAAAUUUUAUUUAUCAAAUUGAAUAAUUUUCUUAUUAAUUCGAAGUACAUAAAAUGUACAUUAUAAAAAUAUAUUGAACAAUCAAAAUUAAUACAAUAUAUUGUUCAUGGAUUAAAUUUUAUUAAGCCAAGUAAAAGUCUUCCUUAUGUAUUUUACUUUUAACUAUAAUGAUUUCAUUAUAGCAGCACACAGUUUUCUCAAGGAAAGUGAUUCUCUAAUUAUUACAUACAUGACCCAGCUUUGAAGUAAGUCUUGCAUCCAGUACAUUCACGGUGGAUAUGUAAGAGAGGUUUUAAAUACAUAAUUAUUAUGUAUUAUUUAUGCUGAAAAUAGUAAAUGAAACGGAGCAUCUUGCUUAGACCAAUUUAUUACGAUACAUAUAAUUUUCUAUGAUAUAUAUUGUUUAGUUAAAGAAUAUUUUCAAUGAAUAUUCAAUAUUUUAGGUAAUAUUGCUUUUUAUAUUAUAAUUUCUUCCAAUUUUAUUGAAGAUAUAAUGUGACUGUGUACAACAAAGUUGCACAAUUUUUAAACUUUUAUUCUUUCUAUAAUGAUGAACUACAAUAUAAAACUACUUUUUAGAAAAUAAUGGUUAUUCAAGAUGCACGUUUCGAAUGGUUCAUUUAUUUAAAUAAUGAUUUGAAUAUUCUAAACAAAUGGUUUCUUUUACUUGCUCUGAAUUGUUUUAAUUAAAAUGAAAUAAAGUUGCAUUACAAAUCAAAUCUAUGCUAUAAUAAUCUUUUAUUUUGUGAAUAGUCAAAUCCUUGGGCUUAAUGAAAGUUGAUGCAAUCAAGAUCGCAUUAUACAAGCUGUGA
This is a messenger RNA of Heterotrigona itama, 4040 nucleotides long. The record is from the annotation of a GenBank genome assembly. NCBI's taxonomy places the organism in Eukaryota, Metazoa, Arthropoda, Insecta, Hymenoptera, Apidae.